AUCGAACCCAGGCCCUUCUUGCUGUGAGGUGACAGCGCUACCCACUGCACCACCAUGCAGGAGCUGGCUUCUGUACAAAACAACUGACAAAUUUGUGACUGCAAAGGUAUGAGAUCUUGCAUAUCUUCUUCCUCUUCUGAGCCAAAGUAUCUCACUUUAUAACCUCUCUUGGUGUGUGUGAGUUUAUUCUGCUGUAGGAGAAACACAGAGUCUAAGAUGUGUUGAGAGUGAAUUCUAAAUCUUUCAGUGGAGAAUCUAGGACUUAUUUGUCUCACCCCAGUGUGAGUGUGGAUGUGUCUGUAUGGCAUGUGUGGAGUGUGGUGUAGGACUAUCAAGUCCAACGUGUGCGUGUCUGUGCGUGUGGAGUGUGUAUGUCUGCCCCUACGUCAUCUGCUUCUUGGCUCCACACAGUGAACCGCUUUAAUGGAAUUGGAGAGAAGGUUUUGGUCCAUUGAGCUCGCGCUGGGACAUGAUUUAGUAGACAGCGACCCCUCUGCCUUCGUCUUGACCCCCUCUCCCUUUCUGCCUUCUGACUCUCUUCAUAUAAUUAGUCGUGAAGUGGGUCAUUAUACAGUAGCACUCCUCGCUCUUGUGCGUCAUUGCGCGUCAGGGUGAGUUUCCCCGGCGCGCGGAGGGGAACCUCGCGCAGCGCCUUUAAAGACGGGACGGGAAUUUUCUUCAGCAACUUCAUUCACACGCGCCCCGCAGAAAGAGACUCGAUAGGAGAAAGAAGCCGCUCAAUAAAGUCUGCAGUGGUCGAGGCUGAAGUGGAGCGCAGACGGUGACUGCGCAACCCCUCCUCCAUCUCUCUCUCUCUCUCUCUCUCUCUCUCCCCCUCACUCCCUCUCUCUGGGGACUUUUAGCCAGACUUGUGGCUCCAGUUUAGCGCGAGACGUCAGCGGCAUCACACACACGGCGCUGGGACUGAAGUGGACCCCCAAGCAGAGCGUGAUGAUGAAGCCGUCGUUGGUGGUGCUGGUGAGCUCCAGGUGGUCGUUGCUGCUGUUGCUGGUGGUCGCGUCGCUCGCGCUCUCGGCGCGCGCGGACUGUGGCGCGGACUGCGCGCGCUGCUCCGGGCGCCUGGGGCUUCAGCAAACGCGCAUCAGCUCCAUAGCGUGUGUGUUGCAGUGCGAGGGGCAUCUGAAUGUUGGCAGCUCUUGGGGCUUGUGUCAAGGUCUCCUGCAGGCCACCGAAAGCACACCUGAGGCAGAGCGGGUAACGGCAGAAAAUGAGCCCCAACAGCAACACCAGGAGGAGAAAAAGUACGGUGGCUUCAUGAAGAGAUACGGUGGCUUCAUGAAGCGUUAUGGUGGCUUUAUGAAACGAUACGGAGGCUUCAUGAAGAAGGCGGCUGAACUCUACGGCCUGGAGCCAGAUGACAUCGACCGUGGCCGAGAAAUCCUUUCCAGCAGUGAUGCUGAGGUGCUGGCCAAUCAGGUGGAAGACGACAGCGAGAAGGAGCAAGCUGCAAUCAGGGACUUUCGUAAUGCGAGGGGAGGGGCUGCAGGGUUAGAGGGCAUGGCUAAGCGCUAUGGCGGAUUUAUGAGGAGGGGUUAUGACCCCGAGGCUCAGAGGUUACUACAGAAACGCUACGGGGGCUUCAUGAGGCGAGUAGGCCGGCCAGAGUGGGGGGAGGAGAGCAAACGCUAUGGAGGAUUCCUCAAACGCUCCCCGCAGGAAGACGAAGAGGAGGAGGAGGAGGAGGAAGAAGAGGAGUCGUCAGAGAUGGAGAAGAGAUAUGGGGGUUUUAUGGGAUUUUAAAUUCCUCGCAGACUUUGAUUAGCCAUUAACUGUCGUGUUCUGUUCCACUCUGUCCUCCAACUCGUAGAAGUUACUCUAUGAUCACAGCAGAAAUAAAAAAGAAACACGCUUACAGUGCUGACACCGUGUUUAUGAUUUGUUCAUAAAGUCCACAUAGUGAUAAAUAUGUAUUAAGAACAUGAACAAGAUGCAAUCAAAGAGCAAAUACAGUGGCUUAUGGUGGGUAAUGGGAUUUACUUUCGACAGACGCAAGCCUGUGUAGCAGAAUUAGACAAUAAUAUGAUGAUAAUAAUAGUAAUUUCCGUUAUUAUCUCUCUGGUCUGCCCAUUUCUCCAUUUGUCCAUUCGCUCCUCUUUCCUCAGCCUCACCACAGUUAAAGACUUUUACGCCAAAUUCAGUUAGAGACUGAUCCGGUGACAGAACGAGGUAUGGCAGCUGACUAAAGAGGGUAAAACACAUUGUUUAUUUGUCCACAACAGAGUGAUUCCCCCCCUCAAUGCCUGUAUUUCUCAUAGUCUGUUGUUCUGAUGUCAGUCUGAAUUUGUCAUAUGCUGUACAGCUUGAAUAAACUGCUCGAAACUGCAA
Messenger RNA from Colossoma macropomum (tambaqui), 2346 nucleotides. RefSeq names its product proenkephalin b (gene penkb). Bases 952 to 1761 code for a protein of 269 amino acids. The record is from RefSeq and is a predicted model, not a curated record. Gene Ontology annotation, molecular function: opioid receptor binding. Lineage: Eukaryota; Metazoa; Chordata; Actinopteri; Characiformes; Serrasalmidae. Gene Ontology annotation, biological process: chemical synaptic transmission; sensory perception; neuropeptide signaling pathway. The transcript has 3 exons. Gene Ontology annotation, cellular component: dendrite; neuronal cell body; plasma membrane.